CCCACCAGCUGCUCCUUGGGCCUCCAUUCUGAGCUCUGCCUUCCCCCACUGUACAAGGCUGAGUUGGGGCAGCCUAUCCUCUGUCUCCUGCUUUCACAGGCUGUGAGGCCCCAGGAGUCACUGGGCCAAGGAGUAGGCCAGACCCCUGUGUCUGAUUCCCCCACCCAGGAUCAGGCCAGGGGCAGCUGGUUGGGGUUUGUCAACAAGGAUUAUCCAGAUCAGUCCCUUCUAAUCUCAGCUCCUGCCUGCACCCUCCCAGAUUCACAGAGCUCUUCCCUCACUACUCAGUUAGGGAAUACAGUUUGGGGUUUUGAGAGAAGGGCCAUUGAUUGCCCUUAUACCCUGGCUCCUGGCCUGGUUGCUGAGCAGGCCCUGAUCACCAAGAUCAUGCCCACAGGUGGGGGCCAGGGGCUGGGGCCAUCCCAGGGGACUGCUCCUCUGUUCCCUCCCCAACCCCAAGCCUUAAUCCUCACAGCUUUGCUCUGAUCCAUGGUCUGAUGCUCUUAUCUCUGCCUGCAGACUGACCAGGGAGGGACCCUAUAUCCCCCUCCACCCCCCUGGCCCUGUGUGGGGCCCGCUCCUGUCUCUAGUGCACUCUCCUGCCCCCACCCCUCCUCUAAGCUGGCCCAAGUUUCUAGAACCACAUACCUCCUCCCUCCCUGGCCUCACCCCCACCCCUGCCAGCCGAUUUCAUUUGCCUGACGUCGUCGUCCUCCCUGGCCCUACCCUUGCCUGUCAGUGCCCCCCCCCCAACCAGGGCCAGGCCAGGCCAGCUCCUCUGGCGGCAGAGCUGGGGCAGGUGACAGGCAGGCAUCACUGCUGAGGGAGCGAGGAGGCGCCUGGGAUCCAAAGCUGGAAACCUGGGAGAGAUCCAGUCAGCGCCCAAGAGCCGGAGCUACCUCUCAACCUAUCAGCCAUGGGGGAGAUGGAGCAGCUGAGGCAGGAGGCGGAGCAGCUCAAGAAGCAGAUUGCAGAUGCCAGGAAAGCCUGUGCUGACACCACCCUGGCAGAGCUGGUGUCUGGCUUAGAAGUGGUGGGACGAGUUCAGAUGCGGACACGGCGGACGCUAAGAGGGCACCUAGCCAAGAUCUAUGCCAUGCACUGGGCCACUGACUCUAAGCUGCUGGUAAGUGCCUCACAAGAUGGCAAACUGAUCGUGUGGGACACCUACACCACCAACAAGGUGCAUGCUAUCCCGCUGCGCUCCUCCUGGGUCAUGACCUGUGCCUAUGCCCCAUCCGGGAACUUCGUGGCAUGUGGGGGGCUGGACAACAUGUGUUCCAUCUACAGCCUCAAAUCCCGCGAGGGCAAUGUCAAAGUCAGCCGAGAGCUUUCUGCUCACACAGGUUAUCUCUCCUGCUGCCGCUUCCUGGAUGACAACAACAUUGUGACCAGCUCUGGGGACACCACAUGUGCCUUGUGGGACAUCGAGACAGGACAGCAGAAGACUGUGUUUGUGGGACACACUGGUGACUGCAUGAGCUUGGCUGUGUCUCCUGACUACAAACUCUUCAUUUCGGGAGCCUGUGAUGCCAGCGCCAAGCUCUGGGAUGUGCGGGAGGGGACGUGCCGUCAGACCUUCACUGGCCACGAGUCAGACAUCAACGCCAUCUGUUUCUUUCCUAACGGAGAGGCCAUCUGUACUGGCUCAGACGAUGCCUCCUGCCGCCUGUUUGACCUUCGGGCAGACCAGGAGCUGACUGCCUAUGCCCACGAGAGCAUCAUCUGCGGGAUCACAUCUGUGGCUUUCUCGCUCAGUGGCCGCCUGCUCUUCGCAGGGUACGAUGACUUCAACUGUAACAUCUGGGACUCCAUGAAGUGUGAGCGUGUAGGGAUCCUUUCUGGUCAUGAUAACAGGGUCAGCUGCCUGGGGGUCACGGCUGAUGGGAUGGCCGUGGCCACUGGUUCCUGGGAUAGCUUCCUCAAAAUCUGGAACUGAAGAGGCAGCAACAGGAGGCGGAAGGUGGCAGAAGGCAUGAAAACAUUCAGCUGCCCCUCCAUAUCCAAUCCUUUCAAGUUCUCUUCUGUCCCAGAGACCUUCCCAAUAAGCUUUCUCCUUGCAGGGAAAAGGGGAGUACAGAAGUCUGCCUUGGGAGGCAGCAGCAGGGACACAGGGGCAAAGAGCUGCCCCAUCUCCUCCCAUGGCUUCCUUACUGUCUCUCCUGCAUGAGCGAGGACAGCCCAUCCCUUAGCUGCCCUUUGCAGGCCCACCCGCCUUGCAGGCCCAGGCCCCAGUCCCUGGAAAGUACAAGCCACUCAGCCCUGUGAUCACAGCUCUGGCACCUCAGGCUCCUGCCUCCUUUCCCUUCAUGCUUUCUCCUUUUCAACCUUUUGUUUCUUUCUUGAAGCACCUGAAAUAAAGUAUAACACCUUGGUA
Molecule: messenger RNA, 2377 nt
Organism: Cavia porcellus (domestic guinea pig)
Lineage: Eukaryota; Metazoa; Chordata; Mammalia; Rodentia; Caviidae
Gene: Gnb3
Product: G protein subunit beta 3
Exons: 10
Coding region: 917-1939 (340 amino acids)
Biological process (GO): G protein-coupled receptor signaling pathway
Cellular component (GO): heterotrimeric G-protein complex; cytoplasm
Molecular function (GO): signaling receptor complex adaptor activity; protein binding
Source: RefSeq, a predicted model, not a curated record